Messenger RNA from Adineta ricciae, 330 nucleotides. Lineage: Eukaryota; Metazoa; Rotifera; Eurotatoria; Adinetida; Adinetidae. The record is from the annotation of a GenBank genome assembly.
AUGAUCGCUAGUUAUUUCUUGACCUUCGCUAUUACUUGGAUAUGUCUUAUAGAAGCUGUAUCGAGUGCUGCUGGUUGGUGUUAUCAAUGUGACUAUCGAGAACCCAAGUGUCUGCUGAAUCUCGAUCCGACUGCUAUGGCGCAUAUGAGAGUUCCAUGUAAUGGACAAUGCUACAUUCGCAUAAAAGAGAAUCAAAUGUUCCGUGGUUGUUCAUGGGAAUAUGGAUUCAUGCAGCGAAAACUUCCAUACACGUUAAUCUAUGAACAGGAAGCUGUAUGGAUCUUCUGUGAUACUGCAUUAUGCAACAUAAGUCCAAAUGCAUCUGCAUGA